Spea bombifrons (plains spadefoot toad) is the source of this 2812-nucleotide messenger RNA. RefSeq names its product EFR3 homolog A (gene EFR3A). The transcript is spliced from 23 exons. The record is from RefSeq and is a predicted model, not a curated record. NCBI's taxonomy places the organism in Eukaryota, Metazoa, Chordata, Amphibia, Anura, Pelobatidae. Gene Ontology annotation, biological process: protein localization to plasma membrane. The coding region runs from base 211 to 2667 and encodes 818 amino acids. Gene Ontology annotation, cellular component: plasma membrane.
GCCGGAAGAACUGCUUGUUGAUUAGAGAACGGCGUUUGGGUAUGAAGGGCGCCUGAAUAGCCGGUAGGCAGCUGGAUUACCUCACAGCGCCCGGGGGCACCUGCCUGGGUAGUGACCUGCCUCCGGCUUGGCGAAUUAGUUUCCGUGUUUAUUGUGUCGUCCUAGACUUUUGUAUUUCCUUCCUGUUAUAAAAAGGGACCCGUUUCCACAAUGCCUGCAGGUGUCUGCGGCUGUUGUGGAGCUUUGCGUCCGCGUUACAAACGUCUGGUGGAUAAUAUUUUUCCGGAAGACCCUAAGGAUGGCCUCGUUAAAGCUGAUAUGGAGAAACUCACUUUCUAUGCAGUAUCGGCCCCUGAAAAGCUGGACCGCAUUGGUGCAUACCUCGCGGAAAGAUUGAGCAGAGAUGUCGUGAGACACAGAUAUGGAAAUGUGUUCAUUGCGAUGGAAGCCCUGGACCAGCUCCUUAUGGCCUGUCACUCGCAGAGCAUCAAGCCUUUCGUCGAGAGCUUUCUUCACAUGGUGGCAAAGCUUUUGGAAUCUGGGGAACCCAAGUUACAAGUUUAUGGAACCAAUUCAUUUGUCAAGUUUGCAAAUAUUGAAGAAGACACGCCGUCCUACCACAGACGUUACGACUUCUUCGUGUCCCGGUUCAGCGCCAUGUGCCACUCGUGCCACGCCGACCCUGAAAUCCGAACCGAGAUCAGAAUCGCAGGAAUUCGAGGUAUCCAGGGAGUGGUGCGGAAAACUGUUAACGAUGAGCUUCGAGCAACUAUAUGGGAGCCACAGCACAUGGACAAGAUCGUUCCGUCCCUGCUCUUCAACAUGCAGAAGAUUGAAGACACGGAAAGCAGGGUUGGACCUCCUGCUUCCCCUACACCAGGUGAGAAGGAGGAGAACCCAGGUGUGCUCGCCGAAAACUGCUUCCGAGAACUGCUGGGCAGAGCUGCUUAUGGGAACAUGAACAAUGCUGUGAGACCGGUGUUUGCGCAUUUGGAUCAUCAUAAACUCUGGGAAUCCAAUGAAUUUGCGGUGUCCUGUUUUAAAAUUAUAAUGUACUCUAUCCAGGCUCAGUACUCCCAUCAUGUGAUCCAGCAGAUCCUCGGUCAUCUUGAUCUACAUAAGAGAGACUCUCCGCGAAUACGUGCUGGGAUUGUCCAAGUCCUAUUGGAAGCCGUGGCUAUUGCAGCUAAAGGGUCAAUUGGUCCCACCGUUCUCGAGGUGUUUAAUACUCUUCUGAAGCACUUGACGCUCAGCGUUGACUUUGAGCUCGGUGACAGGAGGAGUUCUGCAGGGAGCGCAGCCUUCAGCUCCAGCUCCAAAGAGAGCGACGAACGGAUUGUGCAGAAUGCCAUCAUCCAGACCAUUGGAUUUUUCGGAAGCAAUUUACCUGAUUACCAAAGGUCGGAAAUUAUGAUGUUCAUCAUGGGGAAGGUCCCGGUGUUCGGAUCGUCUUCUAACACUCUUGAUACCAGCCAGCUUGGAGAUAUGGGAACAAAAAGAAUUCAGCUGAUGUUGCUGCGGUCGCUGCUCAUGGUUACAUCAGGUUACAAAGCCAAGACAAUUGCUGCUGCUCUUCCUCCUCCGUUCCUUGAUCCUCUCCUUUCGCCAUCGCUCAUGGAAGAUUGUGAACUGAGGCAGCUUGUCCUAGAAAUACUUCACAAUCUCAUAGAUCGCCACGACAACAGAGCCAAACUACGCGGCAUCAGGAUAAUUCCUGAUGUUGCUGAUCUCAAAAUCAAACGGGAGAAGAUUUUGAGGCAAGAUGUGAGUUUUAUGAAGAAGCACGGGCAGCAGGUGUACAGACAUAUAUACCUUGGCUGUAAGGAGGACGAUAACGUGCACAAGAAUUACGAGUUGCUUUAUACCACAUUGUCUCUGACGACCAUAGAACUGGCCAACGAAGAAGUCGUCAUCGAUCUAAUUAGAGUAGCAAUCGCUUUGCAGGACUUGGCAAUCACUAAUGAAGACAAUCUGCAGAUGUUUCACCGGUGUAGCAUUAUGGCGCUCGUCGCUGCAUAUCUCAACUUCCUCAGCCAGAUGAUCGCGGUUCCUGCUUUUUGCCAACACGUCGGCAAGGUCAUUGAAACCAGGAACAUGGAUGCUCCGUAUCUCCUUCCAGAAGUCAUCUUCCGGGACAAAUGCAGUCUUCCAAAAUCCAUCGAGAAGCUUGAUAAAAAUGUGUUUUUCCUGACCAACAAGAUUGUGGAGUCCCUGGGUGGCAGCGGCUACAGCGUGGAGAGGCUGUCGGUACCGUAUGUACCCCAAGUGACAGAUGAAGACAGGCUGUCGAGAAGAAAGAGCAUCGUGGAUACCAUAUCAAUCCAGGUGGAUAUAAUGACUGGCAACAACACGGAGGACAAGGUUAACACGGAGGAAAUCACCUUUGAGGCGCUGAAAAAGGCAAUCGACAACGCUGGGAUGGAAGAACAAGAGAAAGAGAAGCGCCGUUUGGUCAUUGAGAAGUUCCAGAAGGCGCCGUUUGAGGAAAUUGCUGCACAAUGUGAAUCCAAAGCAAACAUGCUUCAUGACAAGCUGGCGCAGAUACUGGAGCUCACCAUCAGGCCACCGCCAAGCCCGUCGGGGACGAUAACCAUCACGGCAGGGCACGCGCAGUACCAGUCGGUUCCCGUGUACGAGAUGAAGUUCCCAGACCUUUGUGUGUACUGAAAUAGCAAAUUCACAGCAUUUACAGUAAUUUACCCUACCCAUGGCUGUCAUUACUGUUAUAGAACCUUUAGAACGCGUGGAAAUCACUUCAAUGAUGUCAUGCAGCGUCCCGUGAUAUUUUAUCCAUGUACCCAAAAAUAAACGG